Gasterosteus aculeatus aculeatus (three-spined stickleback) is the source of this 3481-nucleotide messenger RNA. It is a transcript of the gene aldh1l2, whose product is annotated as aldehyde dehydrogenase 1 family, member L2. Gene Ontology annotation, biological process: one-carbon metabolic process; biosynthetic process; 10-formyltetrahydrofolate catabolic process. The record is from RefSeq and is a predicted model, not a curated record. Gene Ontology annotation, cellular component: cytoplasm. Gene Ontology annotation, molecular function: formyltetrahydrofolate dehydrogenase activity; oxidoreductase activity, acting on the aldehyde or oxo group of donors, NAD or NADP as acceptor. NCBI's taxonomy places the organism in Eukaryota, Metazoa, Chordata, Actinopteri, Perciformes, Gasterosteidae.
CCACUGCCACUCCUCUCUCACACACACACACACACACACACACACACACACACACACACUUAGAGGCAGGUGCGUGUGUGUUUGUGUGCAACAGCGCACAUUACCCAGCAGCAGGUCGGAUAAAUCCUGCAGCGUUUUGGAUUAUUUUUCUUAAUAGAUUUUUUAAAUAUAUAUAUUUAAAACACCACCAUUAUGUUGUGGACGGCGAGUCAAUUCGUCAGGAAAUUCUCCAGCACGUCCAAUUGCUACCAGAAUAAGCUUAAUCUUGCUAUAAUAGGACAGAGCCUGUUCGGACAGGAGGUGUACAUCAACCUGCGGAGGCAGGGUCACAAGGUGGUGGGCGUGUUCACGGUCCCCGACAAGGACGGCAAGGCCGACCCCCUGGCUGUGGCGGCGGAGAAGGACGGGACGCCGGUGUUCAAGUUCCCGCGGUGGCGGGUCAAGGGGAAGCCCAUCCCGGAGGUUGUGGAAGCUUACAAGGCGGUGGGCGCCGACCUCAACGUCAUGCCCUUCUGCUCCCAGUUCAUCCCCAUGAACGUCAUCGACGACCCCAAGCACGGCUCCAUCAUCUAUCACCCUUCCCUCCUGCCCCUGCACAGAGGAGCUUCGGCCAUCAACUGGACCCUGAUCCACGGCGAUAAGAAAGCUGGAUUCACAGUGUUCUGGGCUGACGAAGGGCUGGACACCGGACCCAUCCUGCUGCAGAGGGAGUGUGCUGUGGAGCCCAACGACACCGUGGACACCCUCUACAACCGCUUCCUCUUCUCAGAGGGCAUCAAGGCCAUGGUGGAGUCGGUUCAGCUCAUUGCUGACGGGAAAGCCCCUCGGAUUCCCCAAACAGAGGAAGGAGCGAGCUACGAGGGCAUUCAGAAGAAGUCCAACUCCAAGGUUAACCUGGCCCAACCGGCCGAGGCCAUCCACAACUGGAUCCGCGGACAUGACAAAGUCCCUGGUGCCUGGACCCUCAUAGAUGGUCAGUCUGUGACCCUGUACGGCUCGUCCAUGCUGGGCGGGUCUGUACCUGCCGGUCAGCCCCUGGAGAUUGAGGGGGCGUCCCAGUCCGGCCUGGUCACCCAGAACGGCCUUGUGCUGUACGGAAGCGAUGGGAAAGCCCUCCUGGUGAAGAACCUGCAGUUCGAAGAUGGGAAGAUGAUCCCUGCCUCUAAAUACUUUUCCUCUGGGGAAAGUGCCACGGUGGAGCUGACCGAUGACGAAAAUAAGAUGGCUGAGGAAAUCAAGAACAUCUGGAAGGGCAUCCUAAGCAAUGUCCCUGCCAUUGAGGACACCACAGACUUCUUCAAGUGCGGAGCCGCCUCCAUGGAUGUUGUUAGGCUGGUGGAGGAGGUGAAGCAGAAGUGUGCCGGCGUCCAGCUGCAGAACGAGGAUGUGUACAUGGCUUCAACCUUCAGGGACUUCAUCCAGAUGUUUGUCCGCAAGCUGCGAGGGGAGGACCAGGAGGAGGAGCUAGUCAUCGACUACGCAACAAAGGAAGUAAACAACAUGACAGUGAAGAUGCCAAACCAGUGUUUCAUCAACGGAAAGUUUGAGGAUGCAGAAAACGGCAAAGUCUACGAAACCAUCAACCCUACUGACGGAUCAGUGAUCUGCAAGGUGUCGUACGCCUCGGUAGGGGAUGUAGAUCGAGCUGUGGCGGCUGCCAAAGAUGCGUAUUACAGCGGGCCGUGGGGUAGGAUGAACCCAAGGGACAGAGGCAGCCUGCUCUACAAGCUGGCAGACCUGAUGGAGGAACACCAGGAGGAGCUGGCCACCAUUGAGUCCAUCGACUCAGGAGCUGUGUACACGCUGGCCCUCAAGACCCACGUGGGCAUGUCCAUCCAGACCUUCCGAUACUUUGCCGGCUGGUGCGACAAGAUCCAUGGCAAGACGAUCCCCAUCAACCAGGCCAGACCCAACCGUAAUCUGACCUUCACCAGGAGAGAGCCUCUGGGUGUGUGUGCCAUCAUCAUCCCGUGGAACUAUCCCCUCAUGAUGCUGGCGUGGAAGAGCGCCGCCUGCCUCGCUGCGGGGAACACGCUCGUCCUCAAACCCGCGCAGGUCACGCCGUUGACGGCGCUGAAGUUUGCUGAGCUGUCGGUGAAAGCAGGCAUUCCAAAAGGAGUCAUAAACAUUUUGCCAGGUUCAGGUGGUAUGGUGGGACAGCGUCUGUCCGACCACCCGGACAUCCGUAAGCUGGGCUUCACUGGCUCCACACCCAUUGGCAAACAGAUCAUGAAGAGCUGUGCGCUCAGCAACCUGAAGAAGGUUUCUCUGGAGCUGGGGGGGAAGUCGCCACUCAUCAUCUUCGGUGACUGCGACAUGGACAAGGCGGUUCGCAUGGGCAUGAGCUCUGUGUAUUUCAACAAAGGGGAGAACUGCAUCGCUGCUGGACGUCUGUUUGUGGAGGAGUCCGUUCACGAUGAGUUCAUCAGCCGAGUGGUGGAGGAGCUCAAAAAGAUGAAGAUUGGAGACCCGCUGGAUCGCUCCACAGAUCACGGCCCACAGAACCACAAAGCCCACCUGGACAAGCUGCUGGAGUACUGCGAGGUUGGACUGAAGGAGGGAGCGACACUAGUGUACGGAGGGAAGCAGGUGGAGAGGCCAGGUUUUUUCAUGGAGCCCACAGUGUUCACUAACGUGGAGGACCACAUGUUCAUCGCCAAGGAGGAGUCCUUCGGCCCAAUCAUGGUAGUGUCCAGAUUCAAAGAUGGCGACGUGGACGGCGUUCUUCAGAGAGCCAACGACACUGAGUACGGCCUGGCCUCCGGUGUGUUCACCCGAGACAUCAACAAGGCCAUGUACGUGAGCGAGCGGCUCGACGCCGGAACGGUAUUCGUCAACACCUACAACAAGACUGAUGUGGCUUCACCUUUUGGGGGCUUCAAACAGUCCGGCUUUGGCAAAGACCUCGGAGAGGAUGCUCUCUUGGAAUACCUCAAGACCAAAGCGGUGACUGUGGAGUACUGAGGCUCACACUCUCCCAACAAACUCUGACCCACAUCCAAACCAGGAGGGACUCGUAUGUCUGCUUCAGUCAGACAUCCAGCUUUACUCAGCAUCGCCCAUCUGUGUAGCUUAUACAUGGAACCCUAAUAGGAGCCGAGCUGGUUCUGACUCUUUUCAAGGUUUUGUUUCCAUAGGAGCUUUUUUUUACAUCAAAACAUAGUUGUCAUCCUGAAAAGUGUUUUCCUGUUGUUGUUAUUGUUAAUCAUUUCAAUCAGUUCAGUAAAAAAUUAGAAGAUGGUCAUGCAACACUGCCCAUGCUCUGCCUGAAGGACUAACGAUGAGAGGUUCAUGUGGUCAGCAAACCAAUCAUAAGUAGGUAAAGCUAUUGGUGGUUGAGAUUGAUCAUUGACAUGAUGGGAAAACGGGAUUUGGGUCAAAAGGCAAGAGUUACAUUUGAAUCUAGAUUAAAGCAGUUUGUAAGAAUAAUCUCAGCUCAAGGACCAUUUACAAGGGUUUUAACUAAAGUUUUUCAACAGCG